CAUCGUGCAUAUUGUGAGAAAGCAGAGGCAGAAGCUGGAGCUGAAUGUGGCGACGAUAGCGUAGACAACGCUGCCGCCCUGCGAACAAUGGAAACAAUGUUAACAAGAAACCAUUCUGACAGCAUGAAGCCGUCCACGUAUCAAUCAUCAGAUGUUUGUGUCUUGAGACUUCAUGCCUUUCUGUUGCCAUGGAUCGUUGCGCUGUGGCUGGCCUCCGCUUACAUGUCGCCACCGCAUCUUCCCCGUGAUUCCGAUGGCAAAUCCGGGGAAAUUCGCAGGUUUGUGUUCCGUCCCACGCCACCGAAAACUUCAAUACUGGUCCCAAUCCAACCAAACCGAACGGGUUCUAGUUCAGUACAAAUCCAUUGGCAGAUGCGUUGAAAUGCGAAGACCAGAAAAGCGAGACAAAGAUUGUCGACCAUGAUGGCGAGAAUCACCCCGUUGACACUCUCGAAAUAGUCUCAGGCUGUGUCUUCCAAGCGCACACGAGACAGACGAUCAGCGAGAGCGAACGGCUGCGAGCUGCAAUCUCGUCUUUGUGAGCCUAUACUCCGCGGAAGCCUGCAUUGGUGCAUCGUUGACCUUGAUCUUUUUCAUCGUUUGCAGCCAGAACGG
Tilletiaria anomala UBC 951 is the source of this 615-nucleotide messenger RNA. RefSeq lists its product as uncharacterized. The transcript has a single exon. The coding region runs from base 88 to 381 and encodes 97 amino acids. The record is from RefSeq and is a predicted model, not a curated record. Lineage: Eukaryota; Fungi; Basidiomycota; Exobasidiomycetes; Georgefischeriales; Tilletiariaceae.